Messenger RNA from Hippocampus comes (tiger tail seahorse), 1054 nucleotides. It is a transcript of the gene emg1, whose product is annotated as EMG1 N1-specific pseudouridine methyltransferase. The record is from RefSeq and is a predicted model, not a curated record. Gene Ontology annotation, biological process: rRNA base methylation. The coding region runs from base 42 to 755 and encodes 237 amino acids. Gene Ontology annotation, molecular function: rRNA binding; rRNA (pseudouridine) methyltransferase activity. Gene Ontology annotation, cellular component: nucleus; small-subunit processome. Lineage: Eukaryota; Metazoa; Chordata; Actinopteri; Syngnathiformes; Syngnathidae. The transcript has 5 exons.
ACGUGGACGUCGUGCGACCGUUGUACACAGGAGAAGGCAAGAUGGCGGCCGCCGACGGGAAGAAGCGUGGACUCGAGCAUUUGGACGAUUAUGAACCAAAGCCAGCCAAACAUCUCCGCAGCCUGCACGAUCGCAUGGCGGAGAGGCGUCUUGUUGUUAUUCUGGAGGGCGCCUCGCUAGAGACCGUCAAGGUUGGGAAAACGUUUGAGUUGCUGAACUGCGACCAACACAAAAACAUCAUAAUCAAAAGUGGAAGAAAUCCAGGAGAUAUCAGACCGGAUAUCACACAUCAGUGUCUGCUCAUGUUGAUGGACAGUCCACUGAACAGAGCGGGCCUGCUGCAAGUUUACAUCCACACUGAGAAAAACGCCUUAAUAGAGAUCAACCCGCAGACGCGCAUCCCAAGAACGUUUCCGCGCUUUUGCGGCCUCAUGGUUCAGCUGCUGCACAAGCUGAGCGUGCGAGCGUCUGACGGUCCUCAGAGGCUCCUGAGAAUGAUAAAAAAUCCCGUAUCGGACCACCUUCCCCCCGGCUGUCCGCGCAUCUCCACCUCUUUCUCUGCCGGAGAGGCCGUGUGCCCCCGCACUGUGGUGCCGGAGGGGCCGGCUGCCGUGGUGAUCGGUGCUUUCGCACAUGGAGCGAUAAAUGUCGACUACACAGAGAAGACGGUGUCCAUCAGUAACUACCCGCUCUCCGCCGCACUCACCUGUGCCAAAAUGUGCUCGGCUUUUGAGGAAGUUUGGGGCGUCUUAUGAUCAUUGUUGACCAGCAGCUGAUGGGGCAGAACAUCAACAAUUUUUAUUCUUUUUUUGGUAUGGAUUGGUGGCACACGUUUAACGCGUUGCACCAAAUUUCAUACGCGUGGACAUUACCUGCAUCCCGUUUUGUAUGAUUACAAUGUUGUUACAAACAUUUUUCUACAGUAAUUGCUCCCAAAAAGAAGCCUAUCCCAUGUCUGUUGCAUCAAGAUUGUGGAAUUUGUAUGAUCAAUUCAUACAAAUGCAUUUAAAUGACUUUUUUCUUGUGCUGCUGGUGAAAAUAAAUGUAAAAGCUA